AUGGCAUCCGCUACUAGUGAAGGCCAGCCGUUCAUUACGCAGAUCCAGCUACCUGUCCCGCAGCUACCAACUAAGAAGAAGUUCGCAGAUUGCGCUCACAAAACAGCCAAAACUACCAACACCAAGCGAAUCAUCGUCUGCUGUGAUGGAACAUGGAACAACUCGAACAAGAGGGGAGGCAUUCCUACCAAUGUGGCCCGGCUGUCAUCUGCCAUUGCCCACAAGUGUUGUACCGGUAUGCCGCAGGUCGUCUACUACCAUCGAGGAGCUGGGACCGAGGAAUCAAAGGUCGCACAAACCCUCGGUGGAGUCUUUGGAAAGGGCAUCGUUCAGGACAUCGCCGAUGUUUACCGAUUCGUUUGCGAUAACUACAACCCCGGAGACGAGAUCUUCAUUGUCGGAUUCUCCCGCGGAGCCUUCACUGCCCGGUCAGUCUCGGGAUUGAUUUGCAACCUUGGACUUUUGAACCGCGUCGGCUUGUCAAACUUUGGGGCAAUCUUCCAUGACUACCAGACCUUCCCCAACUGGACUUCCCCGGGAAGAUUUGACCUGGACGAUCACCUGGUAGGCUUCACACUUACCAACUAUGAGCGCCUUCGAAGGUUCGAUCGGGCCAAGAGGAACCAGGCCGAGCCGCUUGAAAGUGGGGAUCUGGAAGUGGCGUUGAACCAGGAGAAGAAGGAGUUCUUUGGGCAAAUGACUCAAUGUCGCGAGAAUAAGUACGGGCCAAUGGACCUCCGUGCAAUGGCUGCGAAAUACAGACUCAAGCUCGAAGAGCACCAAAUGAUCCUCACCGAGAAGCAGCGCCAAUUUCGAGACAGCAUAUGGCAGGACGUUUGGGUCCCUACAAACGUCAAAGUCAAAGCAGUUGCCGUGUGGGAUACUGUUGGCAGUCUGGGCUGGCCAAAGAUGCCCUGGGAGAAGAUCCGCAAAGACCGCAGCGCUGAUGAGCUGCGCUUCGCCAGUCUCGAUGUUCACCCCAACGUGGACCAUGCCUUCCAUGCUCUGGCACUAGACGAAUGGCGCACCGCAUUCAAACCAACCUUGUGGGGCAUGAAUGGCAACGACCAUACGCAGCUUCGACAAGUUUGGUUCCCUGGCAGCCACAGUAACGUUGGUGGAGGUUUCGAAGACCAGCAAAUCGCCACCAUAGCGCUUGCCUGGAUGGCGGACCAGCUUACCUCUGUUGGAGUCGAGUUCAGCACUCCUGAGAUGAAGCGCGUCUUCUGGACUCUCACCCCUGGUGUCAAAGCACAAGAAUGGGCAAAGGGCACAAUUUCCAACCCUGGAAAGGCCACGUCCAUUCCUGAUCAGGCAUACAAUGCAAUUUGGUAUCCAUGGCAGAAGCUGAAGGGUGAAAACACCGUCUUGGGCACCCGAACGCCGGGUUUAUACAAGACCGACGACGGGAAAAGCCGCCUCGUGAACCCGAACCAGCUCGUCCAUCCUUCAGUACGCAUUCGAUACCUCUACGAUGGAAAGGGUCUCGAUGACGUUGGCGAAUGGGAAUGCGCGGCCUUGACCAAGAAUGGGUUCAGACUGGAGAAGAGCACAGGACCGCUUCAGAUUGAGGAUCCCUACCCCAAGCACCCGAUUGCAUCGACCUACGAAACCCUCACCGGCACCGUCUCAUCCGUUCAUGGCGGGCACACGGUAGACCUCGAAUCCCACAAGGGCCAUACACUUGUUGUCCACCAGGUGCCGUUCGAAUCAGAUCUCUGUCUUCUGGAACAAGCCGAGAACCACUGGGUCUGGACCCGCGACGACGCGAGAGAAGGCGCGCGGACGUUACGUGAGGAGCGCAUCGGGAUGUGGGAGCGCCUCUUCAUUGACAUCAACCAUAAGCUGGUAUUGCGACAAGAGCGCGAGGAGCGAGAAAGGGCCGAGAUUAAAGCGAAAAAGCCCAAAGAGAAGCGGUCUUGGAGACAGUGGCUUACUGACAAGGCCGAGUCCGCCAAGGGUGCUGCUGGAAAGGUGCUCAACAACACCGUUGUCGGAAGAUUUCUUGGACCGUCGGCCAAGCUUAAGCCUCUGGACUAUCCUCGUGAUUUUGGAUACCACGACUUCAUUUCUUGGCAGCGAGGUGAUGUGACGAAGACACGGCAGAGAAAUCCUUGGGAGAGCCGGAAGAUCGGGGCAUGA
Molecule: messenger RNA, 2142 nt
Organism: Colletotrichum orchidophilum
Lineage: Eukaryota; Fungi; Ascomycota; Sordariomycetes; Glomerellales; Glomerellaceae
Exons: 7
Coding region: 1-2142 (713 amino acids)
Source: RefSeq, a predicted model, not a curated record